This is a messenger RNA of Neospora caninum, 1137 nucleotides long. Its product is annotated as SRS domain-containing protein. Bases 1 to 1137 code for a protein of 378 amino acids. NCBI's taxonomy places the organism in Eukaryota, Apicomplexa, Conoidasida, Eucoccidiorida, Sarcocystidae. The record is from RefSeq and is a predicted model, not a curated record. The transcript has a single exon. Gene Ontology annotation, cellular component: membrane.
AUGGCGCUUUUUUCUCUUGUUAACUGCCCGGGUUCCGAGGCCUCCGGCACCGUGUUCCAUUUUUCCCGAAGAAUCGGAGUCCGAAUGGGACCACCCGUGUUUUUAGUUUUCGUGGGCACGUUUUUGUUUUUAGACUUUCCAUCAUUUUCCGGGUGCGUCCGAGCUCUUGCUGACGAAGCAAGGGAUCCAUCCUGUGUGACUACAGGGGCUGUUACCAAGUGCACUUGCACACAAAGUCAGGAACAGGGUAGACCUGAUCUCACAGCAACCCUGUCUCAAGAGAAAAAUGUCCUUGAAAUUGGCUGCGAUAGAGAUAAUCAGAAGUGUGCUCCUGCUGAACUGACUGGAAAUGUGGUCUGUCCAUCAACCAUAACAGAGUUGAAGAGCUGCACAAGCAGAGUCACAGGAACCAACCCUACGUCGUUCGACAUCAACACACUUCUCAGUGGUUCCCCGACAAGCAUAUCCUGGCAAAAAUGCGAUGGCAAUGACGGUGCCUGCACCACUAAGAAGCUGACUAUCCCUCCUGAAAAUUUCCCCUUUGUCGACCAAAAGUUCAUGGUCGGUUGCGUAAAAAGAAACGACUCCAAAGAUACAAUGAAGGUGACAGUAACGCUGGAAGCGAGACCGAGUACGACGGAAGGACAGACUGUCAAAUGUGCCUACGGGGUGAAUAGCAAUAAAGCACACCACACCGUGACUCUGACUCCGGAGAAGAACAGCUUCACUCUGGUGUGCGGGACAUCUGGAGAAGUUCUGCCCACAACCUACGAAACCAACUACUGUGUCAGUGACAACGGGAACGAUGCGUCAGCCUCGUGCCAGGGAUCAUAUGGAGACAUUUUUCCGAAUUACGAACAGACAUGGUGGACCGCAACCGCAACCACGAACGAGUACAAGUUCGUGAUUCCAGAAGGGCAGUUCCCAGCAGAGGGACAGAAGAUUACGGUUGGAUGUCGAAAGAAAAAAACCGGUGUGUCCGGCCAGGAGAGGACAGAAAAUGAUAAAAAGGAUUCGAGUGUGUGCAGCGUUGACGUGACGAUUGUGGCAUCUGCAGCCUCACCUGCGACGUUGACGAGUGGCAUGGCUGUGAUGUUGUUGUCGUUAGUGGGGAUGGUCUCGGCAACUCUAUUGUAG